AUGCCCAAACGACCAACACCUGAGAACCCUCAGCACAGGCGAGUAAGCAAAAGACUGCGGAUUCAAAAUGCGCUAUUCCCCCGGUUCGAGGAACUUCCCACCGAAAUACGGCUUCAAAUCUGGCUCACCGCUGUCCACCAAGCGACCGUGAACCGAUCGAUUCACGUCGAGAUGCAUCCCUUUUUAUAUGUAACUGAUCACUCCUGUAUCGGUAGAAAUGGGGCAUUUUGUGGCCAGCACGGUAGCUGUUCGACAGUUCUCAACGUCGACAACGUCGACCACAAGCAAUCCAUUUGCAUGGUCGAGGGCUAUUUCUCAUGUCCCAAGAUGAUGCCUAGUCCUGAGGACGCAAUAUCUCCUGCUGCGCUGGCAAGCCUUAGCCUUGCCUGUCGCGAAUCUCGCACAGCGGUCCUUGAGCUGUACCCCAAGGUCCUUAGAAUCUUGAAGCGCCGAUGGAGCGAAUUGGAUCCAUUCACUGAAAGUCGUCUUGUGCGCUACCGGCCAGAAACAGAUGUCCUUGUCAUCUAUCCGGUGCCCGAGAGCCUGAGACUCCGUCACCCCAGAGAAGGUGGCUGGCGGGACCUAAACGAGGUCAAGAUGAUCGAAUUUCCUAACAAUGAGCGACAGUUCAGCGCAUUCAAAGAAAUAGUUUCUUCCUUCCAGCACGUAGCAAUUUGCGUGAGCGAGGAGUUCCCCGAGUUUAACGGCGAAAUUCGGCAAGAGUGGAUAUCUGGUGACUUCUGGCCUCAUGAUAGAAUCUGGCCUGACAACGAUAUUAUAGCGCGGCUCCUUUUUUUCAAAUCGUUGAGGCACCUUUAUAUCUGGGUUGAUCCGCUCUGCUGGCCCUAUGAGAGUUGGAGAGAUGGGGCUCGGUCCAACAAUGUCGAGGAUAUCGAGCCUACAAUGCAGGGCGCUGAAAUGCUGCGCAGAGACAGUUUGGGAUUCCUCAAAGACUAUAAUGAUGCAGUCAAAGCCCAAAACACUCAUUCUGUGGCCGACGACGCGCAUUGGGUGCCACGGCCAAAACUACUUGAACACAUUGGAUAUUGUUUUCCUGAGUCUUGGUUUAUGACGAUGAGAUUGAAGGCCUUUGGCUUCCAAAACAUGCCAUCCGAUGCAGCUACUACCGAUGAGUUGAAAAGCUUUUGGUCAAAGCAUGCAAAGCCAAGGUUAUUCUUGUAA
Molecule: messenger RNA, 1182 nt
Organism: Trichoderma gamsii
Lineage: Eukaryota; Fungi; Ascomycota; Sordariomycetes; Hypocreales; Hypocreaceae
Exons: 1
Coding region: 1-1182 (393 amino acids)
Source: RefSeq, a predicted model, not a curated record